AUCACAUCAGCACUUCCAUACCCCCUCACAACCCUCGUCACAAGCAUCCAGCAUGUCCACCAUCGCCAUCAUCGGGGCCGGUCUUUCCGGCCUAGCCCUCGCCCUGGCCCUCCACCAACAAAACAUCCCGUGCACGCUGUACGAAUCGCGCUCCGCCCCGCUCAACAUCGGCGGCGCCAUCAUGCUCUCGCCCAACGCCCUCCGCAUCCUGGACCAGCUAGGCGUGUACGCCCGCAUCCUCCCAUCCGGCUACACCUUCUCCCACCUCUACUUCCGGACCUCCGAUGACCACCCCUUGGACAGCUACGAAUUCGGCUCGAUCCCGAAAUACAACUACCCGGGGGUACGGAUCUACCGCCACAUACUCAUCGAGGAACUCACCGCCAUGGUCCACGAAGCAAACAUCCCCAUCCACUACCAUAAGAAAUUCAGCCGGGUUCUCAAUGAAUCUGACACAUCCGUGACAUGGGAGUUCGCGGAUGGGACAACUGCCUCAGCGGCCAUCCUCGUCGGCGCGGAUGGCAUCCAUUCCACGGUCCGGAAGUAUCUCUACCCAGACCUGGAACCGCAAUUCACCAAUGCCGUGGGUGUUACGGCCGCGAUCCCCACCUCGCAACUCGCUCUCCCUCCAUCCCUCCCCUCGGAGGAAGAGGAGGAGAAGACCUACCCACUACCCGUUACAAUCCUCAAUCCCACGCACGGCGCCUUCGUGAUCGCCCCGCAACACCCAACCGGAUCCGAAUGUCUCAUCGGGCGCCAGAAACACUCUCCCUCUCUCACCAGGCAACAAUGGACGUCCCUCCUUACCGACGAGAGUAAAUCCUGGUGCUUGGACUUUCUCCGCGACAACGCCACCUCGUACCCAGCUAUCGUGCAGCGCGCUGUCUCAUCCAUCUCGCCGGAGAGUGUGAAUCUCUGGCCCUUCUAUAUCGUUCCGAGAUUGGAGAGUUGGUGUUCGGACCAUGCAAGGGUCGUGGUAUUGGGCGAUGCGGCGCAUGCGAUUCCCCCGAGUGCCGGGCAGGGUGUGAAUCAGGGGGUGGAGGAUGUUUUUACUUUCGCGUGCGUUGUUAGCCGGUGUGGGUUUGGUGGGGAUGGGGAUGAGGGGAAGUUGCAAAAGGGGUUAAAGGUAUGGCAGAAGGGACGACAGGCGCGGGUAGAUAGGGUGGUGGAGCUGAAUGGGCAGAUUAAUCGACGGAGGAUGCCCAAGCAGCCCGGGGAGGGUUCGGAGGGCAUGGAGGAGGGAAUGGAACCGUUCGAGUUGGAAUGGUUGUAUCAGCCGGAUUUCAGGGAGAUGGUGGAGGGGUGGUUGGGUGCUGAGGGGUUGUAAGGAGUAUCCUUGUGGGGGUGAUUUGUAUUACUAUCUGGAUUAUAGCUUGGCUUAUCUGUUCGUGAUGUUGAUGUUGAUGAGUAUCGGGUAGUUAUAGGUAAGAAUCAUUAACCACUAGAUACCGUUGUUGG
Aspergillus ibericus CBS 121593 is the source of this 1458-nucleotide messenger RNA. Its product is annotated as FAD-dependent oxidoreductase. Gene Ontology annotation, molecular function: FAD binding; monooxygenase activity. Bases 53 to 1327 code for a protein of 424 amino acids. Lineage: Eukaryota; Fungi; Ascomycota; Eurotiomycetes; Eurotiales; Aspergillaceae. The record is from RefSeq and is a predicted model, not a curated record. The transcript has a single exon.